Messenger RNA from Cyprinodon tularosa, 2455 nucleotides. RefSeq names its product alpha-2Db adrenergic receptor-like. Gene Ontology annotation, cellular component: membrane. The transcript has 2 exons. Gene Ontology annotation, molecular function: alpha2-adrenergic receptor activity. Bases 707 to 2170 code for a protein of 487 amino acids. The record is from RefSeq and is a predicted model, not a curated record. Gene Ontology annotation, biological process: adenylate cyclase-activating adrenergic receptor signaling pathway; regulation of vasoconstriction; regulation of smooth muscle contraction. NCBI's taxonomy places the organism in Eukaryota, Metazoa, Chordata, Actinopteri, Cyprinodontiformes, Cyprinodontidae.
UACAAAAUCCGUGACAGCGGAGGCAGCAGCAGCAGUUUCACUCUGCUCAGAAACAACUUGAACUAAAGUGAGGACCUCGUCUUUUUUUGCCUUUCACUCUUUUAAAAUCAAAUUUGUGUUUUGUUUUUGUAUUUUCUCAUUGUUUUUAAUAAUUUCUUUUCUAUUUCAUCGCUGAUUGAUCUCUCGGAGUGCAGCAGUAUGAAGGUAUCAUGCAUCCUAAAUAGGGUUUCUGUCCUUGCUCCAAGUAGAGCAUGCAACCAUAUGCUCUGCUUUUUUUCCUGUCCGUUUUUUUUUUCUCAUUGGAGAUACCUGGCUUAUGUCUACUGCACUUUGUACUCCAAUUUGUACAGGUAAUUUCUUAAGGUAUGACAUUUUUGAAAAACCUGUCUUCACUGCACAUUUUUUUUUUAAAUCACUGGCAGAAUGUUUUUUAACCUGAAGAUUGGCAUCAAGCAGCUCAUUUCAAGGUGUCCCAUAUUGAUGUAUUGACAGAAGCUGUAGUGCAAAGACAGAAGGAGUACCACUUGGAUUUUCAUUCUGAGAUGGAGAGCACAUUUUGAAAUCAAAUGUCUAAAAGCAACAGGAUACUACUUAGUGCACAUUUUUUUACAGGUUAAAAAUAAUUUUUCUUUGUAAUUCCUUUUGUCAUUUUUUUAACUCCUUCAAAUGAACUGGAGGUUAAAUAUACGUGGAUUGUAAAGCCAGGAUGGACAUUUCAGACAAUUCCACUCCUGUCGGGGCCACAUUUCCAUCCACCUUACAACCUAAUUCAUCUGCAGAUGGCGUCAACCAGACCUCCUCUUCGCUGGCCAAAUCCCCUCCUCUUCCUCCUCACUCGCAAGUGGCGUCGGUGUGCAUUGUGUUGGUAGUUGCAGUUAUCAUCUUGGGAACUGUGGUGGGAAACGUGCUGGUGGUGGUGGCUGUUUUCACCAGCCGAGCCCUUAGGGCCCCUCAGAACCUCUUCCUGGUGUCUCUGGCUUCGGCGGACAUCCUGGUGGCAACCCUGGUCAUCCCCUUUUCACUGGCCAAUGAGGUCAUGGGCUACUGGUACUUUGGCUCCACCUGGUGCUCCUUUUAUCUGGCUUUGGAUGUCCUCUUCUGCACCUCCUCCAUUGUCCACCUCUGUGCCAUCAGCCUAGACCGAUACUGGUCCGUCACCAAAGCUGUCAGCUACAACCGCAAACGGACCCCCAAACGGAUUAAAGUGAUGAUCAGCAUUGUGUGGCUCAUAUCCAUCGUAAUCUCCUCCCCACCUCUCCUCAUGUCCCAGAAAGACAGUGACUCUGACACAGAAGAUGGGCGUGAGAUGAGCAGGCAGGAGUGUCUCAUCAACAACCAGACGUGGUACAUUCUCUCCUCCUGCAUGGUGUCCUUCUUUGCCCCUGGUGUCAUCAUGAUCCUUGUAUACUGUAAGAUCUACCGCGUGGCCAAGCAGAGAGCUUCCACCGUGUUUGUGGCGAAGAAUGUGAUGGAGAGGCAGCCGUCACAAUCCGAGACCUGCUUUGUUGGCGCUGGAGGUACCUGCCAGAGAAAAGGCAAGGCUCAGUAUGAGCCUGAGAGCCCCCUGCCUGGACACCGACGCAACUCCUCUCACGUGGAUAGCAACAGCAGCAUUCAUAGAAGAGGAGAGCUGGAUGAUAUUGAUUUAGAGGAGAGGAACUCUGAACCUGAUGUGAAAGAGACAUUUUCCUCAACCCUCCGUUUCCCCCGCAGAGUUGUUGGUAGAGGAAAAACAGAUGAUGGCAAGGACAUUGAAGGAACAGCCAAUAGACUCAAACUUCCUCCUCCUCCACCAUCCUGCGCCUCCAUAUCUUGGGCCUCCUCUGACCAGUGCUCACAGAACCUCCUGCUGCCAUCUCCGCUCCCUGUCCGCAAUAGACAGAUGUCUCUGUCCAAAAACAAGGUGGCACAGAUGAGAGAGAAGCGCUUCACCUUCGUCCUGGCUGUAGUGAUGGGGGUUUUUGUGCUUUGCUGGUUCCCGUUCUUCUUUACAUACAGCCUACAAGCAAUCUGCAGAGAGAAUUGUACCAUUCCAGAAACGCUGUUUGAUCUGUUUUUCUGGAUCGGAUACUGCAACAGCUGCCUGAAUCCCAUCAUUUACACAAUUUUCAACCGAGACUUCCGCAGGGCUUUCAAGAAGAUUCUGUUCCACGUGCAUAAAAAGACAUGAGAGGAUGUGUUUGAACGUGCGCAGGUUCAGUCUUGUUCUCCACUGUGCUGUCAAAUCUACAUUAAAGGGCUUGUCAUACAGCCGGCGUAUUGCCUCAUUAUUCAAGAGUUCCUGUCCAUCCACCCAUCCAUCCAUUAACCUAACCUUUGUGAGAAAAAAAAAAUCUGAUCUAAAUUCAGUGCAAGUUUCUGACCAAUGAAUCUUGAAAAGUUGGAAUAAUAGAUAUGGAGACUGUGUAUGAAAUCUGUCAUUCUUCCACUGUCUAAUCUAAUAAAAAAUCAAUUU